ACGCAAAUCCGUAGCAUAGUCUGUUGGGAGUGUAUGGUCCGAGGUCUGUUUACACCAGUCAGCUGGAAGAUAAUGGACGGGUUUUGAUUUCAGCUACUAAUGCGUAGUCCGUCAAGGCGUUCCACUGGCAAUUCUUUCACACUACACGACAUCAGAAUAAUUUGAAUCAAAUUGGAGCGAUUUAAUUCGAAGAGAAUUGAACAUGUCAGACGUUAAGAGCUUGGAGCACCCAACUUUGAAGGUGCCGUACGAGCUAUUAAAUAAAAAAUUUCGGUCAGCUCAAAAGACUUUGGAUCGUGAAGUUUCUCAUGUCCAGACAGCGGCAAACGAAUUGGAGAAAGGAUUAGUGGGAGAAUCAGGGGGGGUGGCCAGCGGCGAAAUAACUCGUCUGUUAGGAGGUGUUGUAGCUAGACUUCAAGUGCUCAAGCGUAAAGCACAAGAAUCAAUCGCAGAAGAGCUACAGGCUGGUAUGGUCUGCAAAAGACGACUGGAUCACUUGAAGGAACAUGCCAAUACAGCGCCAAGUGCUGUCAACCAGUGGAGAAGACAAAGACUGGACAGGAUGCUGGUUGAAUAUUUCUUACGCAAGGGAUACUAUACGACUGCCACCAAGUUGGCUGAUAAUAGCGAAUUAAGGGAUCUGACUAACAUUGAUGUGUUUAUGGUAUCAAGAGAGGUGGAAAAAUCUUUGGCCAAUCAUGAGACAACAAGAUGCUUGGGAUGGUGUCAUGAUAAUCGGUCCAAGCUGCGCAAGCUGGGCAGCACUAUGGAGUUCAACGUACGUGUACAAGAGUUUGUUGAAUUGGUACGAGCAGAUCGUCGACUAGAUGCGGUAAAACAUGCCAGGAAGUGCUUUGCCAACUAUGAUGACUACCAGCUCCAAGAAAUUCAGUGCUGUAUGGGGCUAUUGGCAUUUCCAGUAAACACAGAAUUGAGUCCUUAUAAAGAUUUGCUUGACGAAAAAAGAUGGGAAAGGUUGAUUGAACAGUUUCGCCAUGAAAACUACAGGCUAUUUCAACUGGCUAGUCAAAGUGUAUUCACUGUGGCAUUGCAGGCUGGUUUGUCCGCUCUUAAAACUCCACAAUGCUACAGCGUUAACAGGGAAGGCAAAAAUCCGAGUUGCCCAGUUUGUAACGAGGCAUUAAACGAACUUGCAACUACUCUACCUUUUGCUCAUUGUUCGCAAUCUCGACUUGUCUGCAGUAUCAGCGGCAAACCACUGAAUGAAUACAACCAACCAAUGAUGAUGCCUAAUGGAUAUGUAUAUGGUGAACAUGCUUUAGAGAAAAUGGCACAGGAAAACAAUGGAACUGUCAUCUGUCCGAAAACCAAAGAAGUAUUCCCAUAUAAGAAGAUUGAAAAAGUUUACGUCAUGUAAAAUACUCGUACUAUAAAUAUUUUCAAGUGUAUAAUAUAAAGUAGAAUCUUUUUUUUCUCUAUCUCAUUCUCUCAUGUGAAUUUUGAAUAAAAAAUUAUCACUUCUUGUAUGCUACACCUUAAUCGUAAAAUAAAAUCUAUUUUCAGUGAAAAA
This is a messenger RNA of Neodiprion fabricii, 1531 nucleotides long. RefSeq names its product E3 ubiquitin-protein transferase MAEA (gene Kaz). Gene Ontology annotation, cellular component: GID complex; nucleus; cytoplasm. The record is from RefSeq and is a predicted model, not a curated record. Gene Ontology annotation, biological process: proteasome-mediated ubiquitin-dependent protein catabolic process. The coding region runs from base 203 to 1378 and encodes 391 amino acids. The transcript has 5 exons. NCBI's taxonomy places the organism in Eukaryota, Metazoa, Arthropoda, Insecta, Hymenoptera, Diprionidae. Gene Ontology annotation, molecular function: ubiquitin protein ligase activity; protein binding.